Myotis myotis is the source of this 3142-nucleotide messenger RNA. RefSeq names its product zinc finger SWIM-type containing 1 (gene ZSWIM1). Gene Ontology annotation, molecular function: zinc ion binding. NCBI's taxonomy places the organism in Eukaryota, Metazoa, Chordata, Mammalia, Chiroptera, Vespertilionidae. Bases 1621 to 2991 code for a protein of 456 amino acids. The transcript is spliced from 3 exons. The record is from RefSeq and is a predicted model, not a curated record.
GCCACGCGGCCGGGUGAAACCGGAAUCUAAUCAAUUGUCCGCAGCUUGCAGGGAGCCUGUACGAAAGUCCCUAGUUUCUUUGACCCGGGUUUCCUCGCCUGCAAAAAUCAGUGUUGGCCUAGUUUCCCCUCUAGAUUUAUAUAAACGGAACAUUUCGCCACAGUUAGAAGCAUCAACACUGUUGUUGCUGCUAGCUUGUACUCUUAAUCACCUAGAGCCAACCAUCUUCAGGGGAACUGAGGUCAGAGGUGGCAGUCGUCUUGGUUCUUGCACUGGUUCACCAUGACCGUAACAAGUCACAGCCGCAUUUCGGAUCUCUCUUUCUGUAAAACACGGGGAGCGGUUGGCUGGGCAACACCAAGCUCUCUCAAGGAGAUCUGGGUUUUCUCAAACCCAAGGGCUGGGCUCCUAACCCCCGACCUAGAGGCGGAACUUGAAACCUGGGCCUCAGUUUCCCCACGGCAGAAGACUCAGUACAGCUACCCAGGCACCCUUUCCUACCGCCCUCCCCCCCACACGCGGGGCCUUUGGAAUUUGACUAGACAAGAAGAAAAUUCUUGAAACAAAACUAUUUAUUUUCCACUUCAUUUUCGGCCGCUGAGGGCGUUUCCAUAGUAACACGCCCUUCUAGUCGGUUCCACACACAGAAGGUUCCAGAGUUCCAGGUUCAGGUCUCAGACUCUCCUGGAAGCAAAUAUUCUCAGGCUCUUAUUGGUUACCGCCAGCCGAGCCCCCUCGUAACCCUGGCAACAGCACCGCCCACAAGUUGCCGGGCUACGAUUGGUCCGAGCUCGAAAGACCUAACGUGAGCUCCUCCGGCCAUUGGCCCGAGUCACAGGAAACUGGCGCCGCGGUUGGUGAGUCUAGAGGUCAGUCAGAGCCAGAGACCGGGUCAAAUAGGGAGAAAUGGCGGCUGAGCCAGCCUGUGGGUGAGUGAUUUCGGAAGGGGUGGAGAUGUAAGGCAACUGCUCACGGUCGGCCUGGACGCGGCUCCCAAGGGGGCGGGAGGUUGACGUCUCUUCUGGCUCCGGCCGGACUCCGUGUGGAAGAGCCUGACAUCCACAUCCUCCCAUCGGGCUGGAGGUGAGAGGUCAGAGGCCGCGUCCUUGCUCUGUCCCUGGUUUAUGGAGCUCAGGUACUUUGGAAAGCAGUCAGGGUCCCGAGCCAGCGACUCAGCGUCCAGCUACUUACGGAAUAAUGUUGGGCAAGUCAUUUAACCUCUCUGAGCCUCAGUUUCUCAUCUGUAAAAUGGGGACAGUAACCUGCUUUUGGGUCAGAUAGUGGAAACAUUUGACUAGGACUUUGCUCUUCAUGUCGGUGUUUACAUAGCGGCAUAUUUGUUAGCCCUGUUUUAAGGCUGAAGAGGUGGAGGCUCAGAAGGUGUCACUGACUUGCCCAAGAUCACACAGCAAAUUUGGGGCAAUUGCGUUUCUCUUGUAUACACCAGGACCACGUGAAAGAAUGGAUGCCAAAAGGCCCCUCUUUGGAACAAGAUCUGGGAAAUACAGUCCAGCCUCAAGCCUCAACUUAGUUGGAACUUGAGAGACUGAGAGCCUCCUGUACAGCAGCCUCGCAGAGAAGUAUUUUGACCUUGGCAUCUAGACAUUUCCCAUCUCCUCCAUGGCCCUGACCAUGCUGAAUGAGCUCCUCCUUGAGGACCCAAGCCCAUCUAUGCUGCUGUACCAGGUUAGCAAGCCUGCCAAGUUAGAUGCCCUCAACUAUCAGAGCAACUUUAUGCAGGACAUCUUUGCCCAUUUCCCUGAUACCUUAUUUAUCCACCGGACCUAUAACCCAACGGGCAAGGUGUUAUAUACCUUCCUGGCGGAUGGCCCUCAGGUGCAGCUGGAGGGUCAUCUUGCCCGGACAGUUUACUUUGCCAUUCCUGCCAAGGAGGAUGCUGAAGGCCUGACCCAGAUGUUCCAGGUAUUCAAGAUGUUUAACCCAGCCUGGGAGAAAGUCCGUACUAUCCUGGUAGAUCCCUACUUCUUCCCUCUGCCCAUCCUAGCUAUGGAGUUCCCCACAGCUGAGGUCCUGCCCUCAGCCUUCCAUAUCUGUAAGUUCCUCCAGGGCAAGUUCUAUCAGCUUUCCCUCGAACAGCCUGUGAAGCAGGUGCUCCUGACCGCCCUGCAGAGCACAAUGUGCUCAGCCACUGCUGGCAACCUGAGGAAGUUAUAUGCACUCCUGAGCAACUGCAUCCCCCCAGACCAGCUGACCAAGCUACACCCAUACUGGCUGCUCAAUGACCGCAUCUGGCUGGCCCACCGUCGGAGAAGCCAAGCUGAGAGCAGCCACUACUUCCAGGGCCUGGAGGUCACCACCCGCAUCCUCAGCCAGUUCUUUGGCACCACCCCAUCUGUGGAACAAGGCAUAACCUCCUUGCUCCGAUUCAUGCAGCAGAACUCUGGAGACAAGGCAUUCCUCAGCCUGGGCCUGAGUUCCCAGAGCAAUUGUGCCCCCUCGGACGUCAGCCCCCAGAGCCCCAAAGUGGAACAGUUGGUAGAAGCCUGCAUCCAGCACUCCCUCCACACCAUCUGCACAGAGCCAGCAGCCCAGCUCUGCCUGGGUGAGCUUGCCGUGGUCCAGAAAUCUAUGCAGCUCAUUGGCUCUGGCUCUGAAAAAGUGAAUGUACAAAUCCUGGAAGACACCCAUAGAGUGCAGCCCCAGCCCCCUGCCAGCUGCAACUGCUACUUUAACCAGGCCUUCCACCUGCCCUGCCGCCACAUCCUGGCCAUGCUCAGAGCCCGGCACCAGGUGCUCCAGCCUAAUAUGCUGCCACCUCAGUGGACAGCAGACUGUGCUGCUAGUCUGGAUGACAUCCUGGGCAGCAAGUGGAGUGAGACCCUGGAUAAGCACUUGGCUGUGGCUCUCCUCACUGAGCAGGUGGGUCAGCUAUUACAACACUGCAGCCAGGAGGAGUUUGAACUGCGGUAUAGCACCCUGCGGAGACUGGCCGACAUCUGGAUCGGCCCUUACGAGCAGGUCCAGCUGUGAUUACCCUGUGCUGAGAGAUGCUCACACACAGGUGGGAAAUGUAAGGCAAGAGGAAAUGCACAUUGCCUAUGACUUUGUACAAGAAGUUUUGAUCAAGUCCCAAAACAAUACAGAAGAAACCUCCGCUCUCCAAGCAGGGUCCCUACCUCAG